This is a messenger RNA of Cynara cardunculus var. scolymus (artichoke), 882 nucleotides long. RefSeq lists its product as uncharacterized. The transcript is spliced from 6 exons. The record is from RefSeq and is a predicted model, not a curated record. NCBI's taxonomy places the organism in Eukaryota, Viridiplantae, Streptophyta, Magnoliopsida, Asterales, Asteraceae. The coding region runs from base 1 to 882 and encodes 293 amino acids. Gene Ontology annotation, molecular function: zinc ion binding.
AUGACAGUGGUCGGUGGCGGCGGAUGGUGGCCGACGGCGGCGGAUCACGGUGGUCAGUGGCGGCGGAAAGUCGCUGAUGUCGUUAUACAGUGGUCUAUGACGGUAUAUCGAAGAAUAGUGGUCGUUCUUGGUCGGGAUGGUAUCAUCUCGAUACAAUCACACACACCCCCAUAUUGGCUUCAAUCUUUAUUAUCGGAGAAAUUCUUUAAUGCUUGCAUGAUUCAUGAAGAUGCGAAAAAGAACGAGAAAAAUAUAUUUUGUCUCGAUUGUUGUGAAGCUAUUUGUCAUCACUGUCUCGAUCUUCACACAUCUCAUCGUCUUCUUCAGAUAAGGAGGUAUGUGUAUCAUGAUGUUAUAAGGGUUGGUGAUGCUGAGAAAUUAAUGGAUUGUUCUUAUGUUCAAGCGUAUACUACAAACAGUGCAAAAGUUGUGUUUUUGAAUCCAAGACCACAAACUAGAGCUUGUAGAAGCUCAAGCAACAAUUGUGUAAGUUGUGAUAGAGGUCUUCAAGACUCAUAUUUCUUCUGCUCUAUAUCCUGCAAGAUUAGUCAGAUUCUGAGAAGUGAAGGAAUGUUGUCGGAAUACCUUCACGAUUGUGAGGUUUUGACCCUGCCGGAAAUGGGUUCCGACGACGGUCUAAUGACACCGGAAUCCGUUCUUGAACCAUUCGUUUCAUUAAGGACUUCAUCUGGUUCGAGUGCCAGCUGCGCCGGAGUUGAUCGCCUAACAAUUGCCUGCACCGCCACCACCGAGAUUGUGAGGAAAAAAAGAACUUCAAAGUCGGCGAUUCCUCCGGCGUCGCGUAAGCCAGUUAACCCGUCGGCCGUAGAAACUCCGGCGAACCGGCGAAAGGGUAUGCCGCGGCGGUCUCCGUUUAAUUGA